AUGGGCAUAUUGGUGUUGGAGGAGACUAACAAGGCGGAGCUCGAGGAAUUCCGGCGGAUGCUGCUGUCCCGCGCGGCGGUGCACCGGCGGAAGGACGAUGAGGGAUUUGGGGCCCGCGAGGAUGCGCCGCCGGCUCGAAACGGCGACGUAUUGGACAGAAUGGUUUGCGUAACCAGCGGCGUAUCAUACCUCGGAAUUGCUAUCGUGAACCAGCUUCUGGUCGGCGGCUACUCCGUGCGGAUUUUGGUCGACAAUGAAGAGGAUGUGGAGAAAUUAAGUGAAAUGGAGAUUUCCGGUGAAAUGCGACCCAACCGAAGCCUCGUCGAGGUUGCUAUGGUCGAUCUCACCAAAGUCGAGAGCCUCGUCGAGGCUUUUGAGGGUUGCCGUGGAGUUUUUCACACGGCUGCAUUUGUGGACCCCACCGGACUGUCCGGUUACUCGAAAGCUAUGGCUGAUGUUGAAGUGAAGGCCACCAAGAACGUGGUGAAGGCAUGUGGAGUUUCGUCCUCUGUUUGCUUUUGUGUGCUGACGUCAUCUCUCUUGACGUGCAUUUGGCGGGAGAAUUUGUCGAAUGAACAAAUUCUCCAUCAAAUUGACCACAAGACAUGGAGCGAUGAAUCCGUCUGCAUAAACAAAAAGCUUUGGUAUGCUUUGGGGAAGCUGAGGGCCGAAAAGGCCGCAUGGAAAAUCGCGAAAGAAAGCAGACUAAAGCUAGCCGCCAUUUGUCCCGGGCUUAUCACGGGCUCGAAAUUUUACCAAAGAAACCCGACAUCCACAAUUGCUUACCUCAAACGAGCUCGCGAGAUGUAUGCAUACGGAUUGCUUGCUACAGUCGAAGUAAACAAAUUAGCAAAGGCUCAUGUUGCCGUUUUUGAGGAGAUGAAGAUGGGUUGCGGUUGCGGAAGGUACGUUUGCUUUGAUAAGGUGAUCGAGCAAGAAAACGAGCUCGAGAAGCUGGCUAGUGAGGUAGGAAUUAGCUCGAGCUCGAUAAUCGAGGCAGCUUCGUGCAGCAGCGAUAGGCCUCGAUUUUUCGAGCUAUCGAAUGUAAAACUUUGUCAGCUAAUGUUGAGAACACAAAGGUGUCAUAAUGAGUGA
Messenger RNA from Striga hermonthica, 1095 nucleotides. Lineage: Eukaryota; Viridiplantae; Streptophyta; Magnoliopsida; Lamiales; Orobanchaceae. The record is from the annotation of a GenBank genome assembly.